Cherax quadricarinatus is the source of this 2918-nucleotide messenger RNA. NCBI's taxonomy places the organism in Eukaryota, Metazoa, Arthropoda, Malacostraca, Decapoda, Parastacidae. The record is from RefSeq and is a predicted model, not a curated record.
GUUUAUACUUCAGGAAAGAGAGGAGCCAUGGUGCACGUACCAGGCCUGGUAGGUAUCAUCUUCUUCUACCUGGUGAUCCUGGCCAUCGGCAUGUACGCCGCCUGGAAGCGCAAGCAUAAGACUGGUAACUCGGAGGAAGUGAUGCUGGCAGGACGGUCCAUAGGAACAUUUGUCGGCAUCCUCACCAUGACAGCAACAUGGGUGGGAGGCGGCUACAUCAAUGGUACAGCAGAGAAGGUCUACGACAAGGGUCUCUUAUGGUGCCAGGCACCUUUUGGCUACGGCAUCUCCCUGGCCAUCGGUGGACUGGUGUUCGCUAAACCCAUGCGGGAGGCCGGCUACGUCACCAUGCUUGACCCCCUGCAAAACGUCCUGGGUCGACGCAUGGGCGGUCUGCUGUACUUCCCAGCACUCAUGGGCGAAACGUUCUGGUCUGCUGCCAUCCUCUCUGCACUAGGAUCAACGUUGGCAGUAAUCUUAAACAUCAACAACACUGCGUCCAUCCUGGUGAGCGCUGGUAUCGCUGUCAUCUACACUUUCUUAGGCGGCCUCUACUCCGUCGCCUACACUGAUGUUGUCCAGUUCUUCUGCAUCUUCCUCGGCCUGUGGCUUGCGGUUCCCUUCUGUGUAAUGAAUGAGGCAGUGGGAUCCCUGGCACUUAACGAAACAAAUUGGUUGGGUUCCAUGGAACCUGCCUCACCCGAAUGGGGUCUUUGGGUCGACUUCUGGCUGCUGCUCAUCUGCGGCGGCAUCCCCUGGCAGGUGUACUUCCAGCGGGUACUGUCGUGCAAGACGCCAAAACAAGCCCAAAUGCUCUCCUUCUCAGCCUCCUUCGGCUGCAUCAUCAGUGCCGUCCCUGCUUGCAUCAUCGGAGCUGUCGCAUUGGCUGCAGACUGGAGUCACACCAGCUUCGGCCAUACCCCCAUGGGCUACGAGAGUAAAUUGGUACUACCCCUUGUCAUGAAGAAUUUCACUCCUGAGUGGGUGUCCUUAAUUGGACUGGGUGCCGUCAGCGCCGCCGUUAUGUCGUCAGCUGACUCCUCUAUCCUCUCCGCUUCCUCCAUGUUCGCCAGAAAUAUCUACAAGAAUGUCUUCCGCCAGAAGGCUAGUGACCAGGAGGUGAUCUGGGUGUUGCGGGCAUCCAUGGUGAUGGUAGCAAGCAUAGCCUGCACCAUCGGCAUCGUCAUCCAUAGUAUCUACUACCUAUUCAAGUUGUGUGGCGACCUGGUCUAUGUUAUCCUCUUCCCACAGCUGCUGAUGGUCGUCCACUGCCGCCACUAUGUCAACACCUAUGGUUCCUUUAUGGCAUUUUGGAUCGGAUUACUUGUGCGCAUUCUGGGAGGUGAGCCGCAAAUUGGGGUGCCAGCCACCAUUCACUACCCGCUGUACGACGAGGCAACUGGACAGCAGAACUUUCCCUUCAGGACAGCGUCCAUGUUGAUCUCCUUCACCAGCCUCGUAGUCUUCUCAGCUAUCGCCAAGUUCACCUUCACUCGCGGUCUCUUGCCUGCUAGGUUCGACGUCUGCAAUUGUUUUGAUCUUGAGCAUACAAAAAAUAACAAAUCAGAAGAACUUACUACUAGGACCCUGUCUUGUGUUGACCAGCCGGGCUCGCCUGAGGAGGUCGUAUCUCUUUUGAAUUCAGCAGAGAAGACCCUCACACCAGCCAUAAAGGAAGAAGCGUGAAGACAUAGCGAGAGGCUGCCAGCCAUUUCCAGGCCAUUGUCGGCCCUCUGUGUACUCAUCUAUAUAUGGUUGCAGGGGUCGAUUCACAGCUCAUUGUGUGUGUGUGUGUGUGUGUGUGUGUGUGUGUGUGUGUGUGUGUGUGUGUGUGUGUGUGUGUGUGUGUGUGUGUGUGUGUGUUGCUUAAAGGCCAUUCCUUAACACGAGCACUGAAGUAUUAUUCUAGCUUAACGUGUAACCAUCCCUAGGGCUGUCGAAUACUUGGUGCACUCAAGUACCUAGUUGCUACUAAAUAAACAGAAUCAGUAUAAUCGCCCGGUCCGGGCCUUUUCCAAGAAGUGGCCCGGCCUUGGCUCCCUAUCGAAGGAGUGUCUCAGACCAAUGUUAGCCAUGGGAGGAGGUACAAGUACCUCCUAGUCUUCUGGGACCAGCUGUCCCCAGGCCUAGCCCCAUUCCCCGCCACCACGGGGCUCGGAGGGAGAAGCUAGGUACCUUGGGCUACCGCAAACCCCGCCCACACUGGGCUUGGAUGGUGUGGCAGCUGCUUAGCAGCAGACGAUGUCAGUUGGUGCAAAAGCAGCAAGCACUAUAGGAUCCUCUUAGAGCCACACCCCAGCUUUGGGCAGAAACCCGAGCGCUGAGGAAGCUCAAGAAUGCCUCUUGCUGUGAGUGUUGCUGCUGGUGCUUCACUUCACAGAAACUUCUCUGUGAAUCAGUGGGUGUAGAGAAGUGUUUGUAUAUCUCGCCCUGACCAGGAUUUGACCCCGGGAUGCUUCGAUUGUGAGUUUGCAACAAGAUUAGUCCCAGAGCUAAGAGGUAUGUCCUAUGAGGAGAGGUUAAGGGAAAUCAACCUGACGACACUGGAGGACAGGAGAGAUAGGGGGGACAUGAUAACGACUUACAAAAUACUGAGAGGAAUUGACAAGGUGGACAAAGACAGGAUGUUCCAGAGACUGGACACAGUAACAAGGGGACACAGUUGGAAGUUGAAGACACAGAUGAAUCAAAGGGAUGUUAGGAAGUAUUUCUUCAGCCACAGAGUAGUCAGGAAGUGGAAUAGUUUGGGAAGCGAUGUAGUGGAGUCAGGAUCCAUACAUAGCUUUAAGCAGAGGUACGAUAAAGCUCAUGGUUCAGGGAGAGUGACCUAGUAACGACCAGUGAAGAGGCAGGGCCAGGAGCUUGGACUCGACCCCUGCAACCUCAACUAGGUGAGUACAAUUAGGUGAGUACACACA